This is a messenger RNA of Alternaria burnsii, 2118 nucleotides long. Its product is annotated as mg2+ transporter zinc transport protein. The record is from RefSeq and is a predicted model, not a curated record. Gene Ontology annotation, biological process: metal ion transport; transmembrane transport. The coding region runs from base 1 to 2118 and encodes 705 amino acids. The transcript is spliced from 2 exons. Gene Ontology annotation, cellular component: membrane. Lineage: Eukaryota; Fungi; Ascomycota; Dothideomycetes; Pleosporales; Pleosporaceae. Gene Ontology annotation, molecular function: metal ion transmembrane transporter activity.
AUGGCAACGACUGAGCUCGACGACCUUCGGAAGCAGUUAGAGUCGCUCCAGCGAUCUCAUGACACGCUACUGAAGAGCUUAUCAGUAACCAACGACACUUUCAAACCAUCGGAGGCUCAACACCUCCGUCGCACAUCCACACGACAUGGCGGCGAUGCCAUCUUUGCCGAUACCUCGACACUAUCUGAUGACAGCAGCGACGAUGAAGACGACUAUUUUGUCCAAGACGAGCUACCUUCCCACUCGUUCGACCAUGAACAUCUACGCGAACACUUGAAGACUCACGACUGGACUGAACAUGGCAGAGAGAUUCUUUCUUCAAUCAUCUCCGAUCCCGCGAAGCUUACCAAACAGCCUCAUCUCUUCCAUAUGGGACCUGGGCCAGCGGAUGACCGAAGCCACUAUUCACAUUUCCAGGUGUAUAAUGUCGGGCCUAACGGUUUGCCAGAACUGGUUGAAGUAGCCGGUCCCGAUAACAACAUGAGUCGAGCUACAGAGAUUUGGCAUGCACUACGGGAUAUUGGAAAACAACCGGAUGAGAAGGUAGUCGGACGUAUCACCAUUGCGCGAGAACCUUCACCCAUCCUGUUCGGUGCACUGCAUCUGACAAUGCAUGAUGCUUUCGACAUGGACGAGCUAUUUCAACACUUAGUCGAAACGGAAGCAUCGUCUGCGCACAUGUUCCGGGCCUUCAAUCAGAGUCCUAAACAUCAGCGAACAUUCUUCUUCAACUUUGAGUAUUAUACCAUUAUUGGAGAGGAUUGCGUGCCGAUGCAAUGGCAGCGUGCGGACAAGAUCACAGGCCAUUCUGAUCAUCACAUACCACUUUCGCGAUGCAGUGCUGUUGUUGCGCUAGUGCUAUAUGAUGACAAACCACGCCGGAUCCGCAACAGAGGAAGACGUGCGAAAACACAGUUUGGAUGGGUGAACGACGUGUGGUCGCCAUGGCAGGUCUUGCAACUUGAGAGUUUUCCAGACUGGAAGUCGACACCAGCGAGUGGAACCCCAUACACUUUCGAGACAGGCCACAAGUUCUUGAACGGCGCGGAAGCGUUUCUCCAUGCCUUGCUGACGGAAUAUCGGGAUGCGAGGAAGAGAUUUGACGAGAUCUAUAAACGCAUCACCGACCUCGUCACACCACCUUUAGGCUUCUUGUUCAGUGAGGAGCUACGACAAGCGCGAUUGUUCGAGGACAAGGACUUUACAUGGAUUCGCCGGUAUUUCUACGCCCACCAAACGUUGGGUAACGUCAACAACAGCAUCAAGUCCAUGAUCGACGCUUUCGAAGACACGUUCACGGAUGACAUCUGGGAAGGCCAGAACAAAACGCUAUGGCCACUAUUUGAGGAGUCGCCGCGCAAUGAUCAUUGGAAGCGCCGCCUGCGGUCGCUUAGGCUCCAAUUUGAACGAGAGAUGAAGGAGCUCCGAACGAUCAUUGCGGAAAACAACGAACGACGUCAUGAAAUUGCGACGUUGCAGGAGCAGUUGUUCUCGGGUACAAGUAUUCAGGAAUCGCGUAAGUCUGUUGAGCUGGCCGACGUUACUGUACACCAGGGAUACAACAUUAAGGUUUUGACCAUCGUCAACCUAUUCUUCAUGCCUCUUACAUUUGUAACGUCCGUCUUUGGUAUGACGAACAUGCCAGAGAGUCCAGCACCGUUCUGGCCAUUCGCAAUCGUUCUGGUAGCAAUUUGCAUACCCUUCUUCAGCAUCAUCGGUUUCCUCUCAACCAAAUACGGCUACGCUAUCUGGGCACAGAAGACAAAAGAACUAUGGCGAUGGCUUCGACCGAACAGCAAGUCCAAAGUUCCAGAUGACACGGAUCUGGCACCGCCAACGCGCGUGAACAGGACCAUGUCGACGGAAGCGGGCAUGCGAUUGCGACUGGGUGACAGAGACGGCAUGAAUAUAGGGGCAGGCAUGUCAAGAAGGCGAUCAAGUGGGAGGCCUGCACCUAGUCAUCCGCACAUCCAACGCAUGGUGGAGAGAAUGGGCGAGGGGCGGGAAAGCGGGCUGGUGCGCAUGGGUACUGUUGCGAGUGACGAAAAGUCAGAAACAGAAAAAGAGAAGAUUAUGAGCACAGGCAGAGACGCAGUCAUUGAUAUUCGAGAGCCUUAG